Molecule: messenger RNA, 1815 nt
Organism: Colletotrichum truncatum
Lineage: Eukaryota; Fungi; Ascomycota; Sordariomycetes; Glomerellales; Glomerellaceae
Product: beta-glucuronidase precursor
Biological process (GO): carbohydrate metabolic process; glucuronoside catabolic process
Molecular function (GO): carbohydrate binding; beta-glucuronidase activity
Source: RefSeq, a predicted model, not a curated record
AUGCUCAAGCCGCAAUCCAAUUUCACUCGAGAGCUCGUCUCUUUGGACGGCAUCUGGAAUUUUGCUGUACACUAUUCAUCCAAUGAUGAAGAAACAGCACCUUGGAACAAACUGAUCCCGCCAACGCUCCAGGUGCCUGUGCCUGCCAGUUACAACGACAUAUUCGUCGAUCAAAAAAUUCGCGAUCAUGUAGGAUGGGUAUAUUACCAGAAGCAAGUGACUGUCCCUCGAAGCUGGGUCGGUCAGCGGUACUUCUUGCGGUUCGAUUCCGUGACACACCAUGGACGGAUCUACGUCGACGAAAAGCUCGUGGCAGAACAUUCUGGCGGAUAUACUCCAUUCGAGGCCAACAUUACAGACCUGGUGAAACCAGGACAGAGUUUCCGCCUCACGGUAGGUGUGAGCAACGAACUGACCUUCCAAACGAUCCCUCCUGGCAGGGUUGAAACGCUCGCCAGUGGAAAACGGAAACAGCAUUACCAGCAUGACUUUUUCAAUUAUGCCGGCAUUGCGCGGUCGGCAUGGCUUUGCGCGGUCCCGCCUGUCUCUGUCAGCGACAUGACUGUUGUGACGACUGUCGAUGAUGGUACGGGUAUCGUGGAAUAUGUGAUUGAAACAUCGCAGCCUAUUGAAGAAACUCGGAUUAAAGUGUCUCUCAGAGACGAAAAUGGGGCUGUCGUUGGUUCUGCGAUCAAAAGCCGAGGACAGAUUAGAAUCGAGUCUGUACACCUCUGGCAACCCGGAGCGGCAUAUCUUUACCAACUUAAAGCAGAAAUUCUGCCAGAAAACGGAACAAACGAGGCACUCGACACCUAUGAACUAGCGGUGGGUGUGCGCUCGGUCAAAGUCGAAAGGAACCGCUUUCUCAUCAACGGCGAGCCUUUCUACUUCACCGGCUUCGGCAAGCACGAGGACACCCCUAUUCGCGGCAAAGGCUUCGACCCGGCAUACAUGAUACACGAUUUCAACCUCAUGUCCUGGAUGGGCGCCAACUCCUUCCGGACGGCUCACUACCCUUACGCGGAGGAAGUUCUCGAAUACGCUGAUCGGCACGGGAUCGUCGUCAUCAACGAGACUCCCGCCGUAGGUUUGAAUCUGGGAAUCAUCGCAGGCAUGUUCGGCCUUAAACCGCCGCCCACAUUCUGUCCCGAAGCUUGCAAUGACGAGACGCGAGAAACACAUGCACAGGCUAUCCGAGAGCUCGUGGCUCGUGACAAGAACCACCCGUCUGUUGUGAUGUGGACGAUUGCGAACGAACCAGCUUCGAGUGAACCUGCGGCGAGAGGGUAUUUCGAGCCAUUGGUCUCAUUGACACGGGCGCUGGACCCAACGAGACCGGUUUGUUUCGCGAAUAUGAGUUUUAGUACGUUCGAUACGGACAUACUGACGGACUUGUUCGACGUCAUCUGUUUGAACCGGUAUUACGGGUGGUAUACGCAGACCGGGGACCUGGAAGCUGCAGAAAAGUCGCUUGAAGAUGAUUUACUGGGGUGGCAGGCCAAGUUCGGCAAGCCCAUCAUCAUGACGGAGUACGGCGCUGAGAGUCUGGCUGGAUUGCAUUCUGUCACUGAUCUGCCUUGGAGCGAGGAGUACCAGGCAAAGUUUCUAGAAAUGUUUCACCGCGUUUUUGAUCGGGUUGAUAGUGUAGUAGGGGAGCACGUUUGGAAUUUUGCCGAUUUUCAUACUACCUCUGGCAUACACCGGGUAGACGGAAACAAAAAGGGUGUGUUCACACGAGACAGGCGACCAAAGAGCUCAGUCCAUGUUCUGAAGAAGAGAUGGACAGCUUUGGCAGAAGAAAAGGCACCAAAGUAA